UCAUUCUAGAUCCUUCCAAACCCUCAGACAUGGCGAGGUUCGGCGAGGGCGACAAGCGGUGGAUCGUGGCCGAGCGCCCCGACGGCACCAACGUCCACAACUGGCACUGGGCCGAGACCGACUGCUUAGAAUGGUCCAAAGCCUUCUUCAAGAACCACCUCACAAACGUCGCCGUGGCCACCGCCGCCACCGCCGCCGAAGCCUCCGUCACCAUCACCAAACUCCAGAGGCUGGACGGCGAGGCCUACGUGAACGUCCGCAAGGGCAAGGUCAUCCCAGGCUACGAGAUCAGCCUCCUCAUCGCCUGGGAAGGCCAGCUCCAUUCCGCCAAAGUCUCCGGCGCCGCCGAGAUCCCCUACCUCGCCGACGAAAACGCCGGGGAGGAUCCCGAGGUGAGAGUCAAGGUCAAGGAGGACGGCGAGGUCGCCAGCAAGCUGAAGGAGGUUAUGGCGACGAAGGGGAAGGAGCUGAUUCUGGAGAGGGUUAGGGUUUGGGAGGCCAGCAUGGCGAAGGGCGGGCCGGUGAAGGAGGAGCUCGAGGCGAAGAAGGCGGCGAAGCGUGCCGCUGCGGCGGAGAAGAGGAGUGCGGGGAAGAAGGGGUGUAAGGUGAUUAGUUUGACGGAGAGGUUUAGGUGCAGGGCGAGGGACUUGUUUGAGAUAAUGAUGGAUGAGAAUAUGUGGAAGGGGUUCACGCAAAGUAAUGCGAGGAUUAGUAGGGAGGUUGGUGGGGAGUUUAGUAUUUUCGAUGGGUCGGUGAUUGGGAGGAAUCUUGAGUUGCAGGAAGGGAAGUUGAUCGUGCAGAGGUGGAGGUUCGGGAGCUGGCCUCAUGGGAUGCAAUCAACGGUGAGGAUUGUGUUUGAGGAGCCUGAAACUGGAGUUACUGUUGUUAAGCUCACGCAUAGUGAUGUGCCUGAAGAAGACAGAUAUGGGAAUGCAACUGUGGUGGAGAACACACAGAGAGGGUGGCGGGACCUCAUUUUCCAAAGGAUAAGGGCUGUGUUUAAUUUUGGAAUUUGAGAGUCUCCGGAUACUGUUUGUGCUGUAGAAUUUUUGUUUUCUUUUUAUGGAUUUUUUCUUUUCAGUAAGGGAAGAUUAUUGGAUUGGCAAAGGAUCAUAUUAUUGCGAAAGCGAAGUGUCUUCUGCAAUGAUUUAGCAAAUUGCCUCUUGCACAAUUGCAAGGUCCUGCCGCAUGUAUCUCUAGUUAGAUUUGUGAUUUGUGAUCAUCAUUGUUAAUUGUUUCUGGUGUACUCUGUCACUGUUUUAACUCGUUAUACAAACAGUUCAAAUUUUAAACUGGAGCUAAAUUGCUCCAGUCUUUUACAAAAUUAAGACAAGAGUGAAAUGUCAUUAUGGAUAUGAAUUUUCCAGCUGCAUGUUCCUACUUAUAUGACAUGCUGCAUAUGAUCUAAAUGAAGAUUGCUGAAUAUGAUUGUUUUGGAUUA
Molecule: messenger RNA, 1441 nt
Organism: Cajanus cajan (pigeon pea)
Lineage: Eukaryota; Viridiplantae; Streptophyta; Magnoliopsida; Fabales; Fabaceae
Biological process (GO): positive regulation of ATP-dependent activity; protein folding
Cellular component (GO): cytosol
Molecular function (GO): protein-folding chaperone binding; ATPase activator activity
Source: RefSeq, a predicted model, not a curated record